GCUGGGCUGGGCUGGGCACGGAGCACUGCUCGGCUCGGCUCGGGCGGCAUGGGGGGCCCGCGGCGCCUGCUGCUGGUGUCUAACUCCACCCUGCACGGAGGGGGGUACCUGGGCCACUGCCAGCAGCACAUCCAGAGCUUCCUCGGGCAGAAGGUGAAGCGGGUGCUGUUCAUUCCCUACGCCCUGCACGACCGCGACGCCUACGCCCGGACCGCCAGGGAGAAGUUUGAGAGCCUGGGUUAUGGGCUGGACAGCAUUCACGAAUCUUGUGAUCCAGUGGAAGCUGUAAGGAAAUCUGAAGCAAUAUUUAUUGGAGGUGGGAACACAUUCCGUCUUCUGAAAGCUCUUUACGACAACAGUCUGAUACAUGAGAUCAGGAAAAGAGUUCUUGAGGAUGGGAUUCCUUACAUGGGAUCCAGUGCGGGAACUAACGUUGCUACCAUCAGCAUCAACACCACCAAUGACAUGCCAAUUGUUUAUCCACCUUCCCUGCAGGCCCUAGGUUUAGUUCCUUUUAAUAUUAACCCCCACUACCUGGACCCAGAUGUUAAAAGCACUCACAUGGGUGAGACAAGAGAGGAAAGAAUCCGCCAAUACCAUGAAGAACCAAACACCCCUCCAGUUCUGGGCUUGCGGGAAGGUGCGAUGCUGCUAGUGGAAGGAGACAAAGCCACGCUGCAAGGAGUGACAGGAGCACGUCUGUUUUUGAGGGGUAAGAAACCAACUGAACACGAGCCUGGAACAGAUUUCAGUUUCCUCCUGACUGACAGUAAUCCCCUGAAUCUGUAGCCUUCCAUUUCCUGCAGCAAAAGUUACUGUAUGGAGAAGACAAUGAGGAGGAAGGAAAGAGAUGCUUCUAAGUCCCUGGGUGGGUGGGAAACCUUAUCUUUAUUUUUAAAUAUGUAUAGUGGGCUUUUAUCCUCACCCUGAUUCAUGUCCCGGACAUCUCCUUCCCAGCAAAAAGACAUUUUUUAUUGCAAUACUUGAGUAAUCAGAGCUAUUUGAAGUCUGAAAGGGCCUGUACAUUCAUGUAUCCAGUUUGAUUCCUUCCCCACAGAAAAAAAAGUUAAGCAAUUAAGACAGGAUACCGAGUCAGCUGUUCCUGCUGCAUAGCUUUACCUGCUAAAUGAAAGAAUUGUUCCUUCAGUGUACUUCCACACUUCAUUUUUGUGCUAUUAAUAAAUGGAGAAGUUAUGCAUUCAAUUACUUUUAUUUGCUUCAGACUCAUGUUAAAUAUAUACAAUGCCAAUUAUGUACAAAAGUGUGCAUGUUAAAAAUUGUCAGGUUACAAACUUGCAAAUCCUAGAAAAGUGCAAAAUUUUAAAACAUCUUCCACCAUGCUGUACAGGAAAAAAAUCCAUCAUUAGCCAAUAUACACACUCUUAAAACAAACUGAUCAAAACAAAAUAAGACAUACAGGAUACGCUUAAAGCACCCAGAGGGAAAAAGAUAUUGCACAGAAGACUGACAGCAAGUUCAUUACAGUGCCUGAAGGCUCAAUUUUGAAAGUGGCUAUUUCCAACACUCCUCAGACCUAACAUUAACUCUAUAGAAAGGCAUUUUUUUGGCAUUUAAAAAUCCAUUUGUAAUCACAUAAUUGCACAAUCUGUAAGAAUUAUCAGAAGAUAUGGUUAACUGUUGCUGUAAGGCCUUUGCUUCCACUCCCUCAUUAGCUUUAGUAAAAAUUCAUCAAGCAAACUGAGUAGCAUCACAGUUUCCAUCAAAACACUGACCAAAGGGAGGUAAGUCUUACAUGUACCAUUUCUCUAAUCUUACAUUAAGAUGCUCGUGCAUAGUAAAGGUUUGAAUCAGAAUACUUAUUGCAAGUUUUUCUUCAAUUCUUUUUUUCCCCUCAUGGCUUUCUUUAGGCAACAGCUCACAGCUGUGCAUGAGUAAAGCAGUACUGUCAGGUGCAAGACUUAAAUUUAUUUUAAAAUGUUAUUUCAAGGCAAAAAAUACGGCUCCCUUGAGAGGAAAAUACUGACUCGAUAGGAAGCUAAAUAAACAAGUGGCCUCUUAGGUUCAGUUAGAUCUAUGAUGUAUAUGGCUGGAAGUUUUAUUUUCUAAUCUCAAAACAUCUUAGCAGCUUUAAACCAUAAUCUACACUGAUAAUCUUGCUUCUGGGACAGAAGACAUAUUAUGAAAUUGUAGCUGUGCUGAGUAUAACCACAGACAAAGUCUGGAAAUACCUGCCAAAUUUUCCAAGUCUAAUGAACAAAACUAGGGAUAACCCGACAACUGAAGGAAUUCUACUGAAAAGAAGCGAAACAUAUCUGGACCAUUUAGGUAAAUGGCUACUAAAAGAAAGACAUACCAGUCUUCUUCCACAGAUGCACAGCAAAAAGGUGAAUUAAAACCAAACAAAGGGCAGUUCCUCCCAUGGGGGGUGUUCAAGACUGCAGUAAGGUCAAUGGCGCUCAACUGAAACUGUAGAGCAUGUUAUGGUGCCACUCAGAGGCGUUUCUGCAUUCAGGCAUCUGAUGACUAUAAUAGUGAAGAAGGGGACAAUAGCAUUUUAUCAUUUUUUAAGUUUUUUUUUAAUUGCAGUAGCUUUUUAGAAAACCCUUGUGUUAACAAGGGUAAUUAGUAAUAAGAUUGGCUCCUUGGGAUAGAGGCAAAGACAUUGCAAACACUUCAGUUGACUCUAACACUGGCAUACACUGAGCCCACAUGCAUGAGAUUCCACAAAAACUUACUCUCCCCAAAAGGAGACUACUAACGAGUGUCAUUUUUACAACUGAAACUGACAUAGCUUUUAAGGCAAAAAGCAUAAAAAGAUGUAGAAGCACAUGCUUGAAUUUCCACCCAGUUAAAUACAACCCUAUGUAAUGCUUUAUUAUUACAGUAUUAGAUCAGGCCUUAGGUUCACAUUAGGAGAUGCAUUUAUAUGUGUGUGCUUUUUUUUUUUUAAAUUCUUUGAAAGGAAGAAAAGGAAAAUAGUCACAGCACUUAAGCUCGGCAUUUAACGUAGCCAGCAAGGUGCCUUUAGCAGUGGAAGACAGGAAUGCUUUCAGGUGACAACACAGAGCAUGUGUCUACACACACUCUCAAUGUAGGAGCAGAAGGACAUCAACAUUUCUACACCCCUUCUAGCUCUAAAGCUCUCUACCACCCAAUAAUCUGUAUAUAGUUACACGUUUUCCGCUAAGUACAUGUACACAGUAAAAGCUUUGUGCAGCAUUUGACUUAUAUUUUCUAAUGGUUUUGUUAAUUAAGAUUGGGAAAGACCUGCAGAGGAAACAGGGAGGAGGGAGACAUGAUUUAGGGAAGUGAGGUAUACAGCUCCCAUUGACUAAGGCAAGAGUUAAAGGAACUACCUAAUAUUGUGCACUAAAGAUAAAAAUAAAUUUAUCAUUCCUGCAGGACUAUCUUAAACCAGACCAAUGUUACUAGUCCCAUAUAGAAUUUUUCCAGUGCAGAAACUUAGUUCUUUGCAUUCAUUUAAAGGACAGAGAAAUACAACUCUCAAGAGGAUCCUUAUAAAACAGCCAAUUGACCAGGCUAUUUAAAGCCUGUGAAGACUUAGAUAAAUCUAUUUUGUGAUAAUAUUCAUGAUCUAAAAUAUACCAGAGGGGCAAAAAAGCUUCUUUAUAUCAAUGUUGCAGAUUAGCAAAAUAAUUGUAAUGUGGGUAUAAGUUGAUUUGGGUUUUUUGGGGGGAGAAGUUGUGGGUGUUUUGUUGCUUUGGGUUAUUUUUCUUUUUUUUUUUUUUUUU
Molecule: messenger RNA, 3713 nt
Organism: Myiozetetes cayanensis
Lineage: Eukaryota; Metazoa; Chordata; Aves; Passeriformes; Tyrannidae
Product: alpha-aspartyl dipeptidase-like
Exons: 8
Coding region: 49-789 (246 amino acids)
Biological process (GO): proteolysis
Molecular function (GO): serine-type peptidase activity
Source: RefSeq, a predicted model, not a curated record